This is a messenger RNA of Perca flavescens (yellow perch), 4750 nucleotides long. Its product is annotated as zinc finger protein 184. The transcript is spliced from 4 exons. Gene Ontology annotation, biological process: regulation of DNA-templated transcription. NCBI's taxonomy places the organism in Eukaryota, Metazoa, Chordata, Actinopteri, Perciformes, Percidae. Gene Ontology annotation, molecular function: RNA polymerase II cis-regulatory region sequence-specific DNA binding; DNA-binding transcription factor activity, RNA polymerase II-specific. The coding region runs from base 294 to 3881 and encodes 1195 amino acids. The record is from RefSeq and is a predicted model, not a curated record.
UCCACCCUGUGUACGCUCACCGUGAUUGACACUUUUUCGGGUUGCUUUGUGCGUGGAUAUCGAGUGGCUCACUGCUGCAAACAGCUCUGAAAAGGAGAGAAAGCCACUUCUACAUUAACAGAUCAGCUCCCAGACCAAUGCAUGCUUAUAAAAAGUGCCAAACAGCCACCUAACGACAAAGCACAUGCAUGCUUUGAGCUAGCAAGUGCUAGCUAGGUGCCGUUAGUUGAUCAACGGUCAGGUAAUGGCUACGCAGAGACCAGCCUUGACUCUCUCCCACGCAGACUCUUGACAUGGGGAGUAAAAUGUCCUUCAGCACAGGAAGCAGUGACCAAAAUACAGCCUCUGAGUUAACUUCUGUGGCAUCGCAUCCUCGCAAUUCCGUUCAUACCCCUUUGGACCGCAAGCAGAUACCUGAAGACAGGAGAUGCAGUGAAGAAGACGUGGACUCCAGUUGGGGAGAGGAAAUGAAAGCAACAGAACUGACUGAACCUGCACCUGAAUCCCACUCAUCGGGGCACGUGGAGUCCGAUGGCCGUGUUAACUCUGAAACAGUAGGCGGAACAAAUUGUCAACCCAGUGGGCACAUAUCCUCUCAGGCAGGGAUGGAAGCAAAAUGUCAAAUGACAUCUGCAAGCGUGUGCAGCUCUACAACAGACAGCCAUGGACAGCCUGUGGCGGUCCGCAGGAGACCCGGGCGCCCACGUAAAAGAAAACACUUGUUGACUAAAGACAAAAAAGACCCAGAUUCUGCUGGUUUUGAUGCAGUUCAACAUAAGGAGAUCAGCACGACAAUACCUUUGCCAACAUGCUUAGAGAACCACAACCGACAUGAUGUGCCUAACGCCGUAGACGUUCCAUUAAUCAAUAAUACACCCCAUAAUGAGAAGUCGGGUCCUCAUACUGUUUCUGAUGGUAAAGUAGGAGACAGUGUCCCUGUGCUGCCAAAAAGAAAAAGAGGAAGGCCAAAUAAAGCACAAAUCGCAGCUUUUAAAGCUAUGGUAGCCGAGGCUGCAGCUGCCAGAGCUCCUGCUGCCUCUGCUAAUGCUAAUAAUGUCAGCGGUCCUGCACGGAGACUAAGGAGUAGAGGUGAACAACGCCCUUCGACACCAGAUGGAAAGCCUGAAUCUGAUAGCAAGGUCCACCCCAAGCCGACUGAAGUGAGUCCUACAGAAAGCAGUAAUACAUUAAACUUUCAAGGUAUUAAAAGAAGAAGUGCUAAACUGGCUUAUCAGCAAGUUCCUGCUAAAGUGUCCCGACUUGAUGUUUCCCAGGAUGCCUCAUCACUAUUAAGCAACGACGCAGGCUGCGGGGAGAGAGCAGAGACCGAUAAACAGAUGGAAUUUAACGCUGACAAACAAGAGACUGAUGCAGAUGGAGAGAGCUGUCAACUCUCCCCGCAGUCUCAAGAAGGACACGUUAAUACUUGUGAGGGUUUGAACAGUCUAAACUUGGUAAUUCCUCCUGAGUGUUAUAACCCCGAAAUAAAACAGUCAGCUGACACGAAUGGCAGCGGGGAGUCGCAAUCAAAAGGCAGUCUUGAAUCCCCAAAGAAUGCAAACCUGCAGAAUACGGAGCCCUCUAGCACAGAUGUCAUAACCCUCUCUGAACUGUCACCUAAGCCUGUUGGGUUCCCCCCUGCUGUGAAAGCUGAGAAUAUCGAGAUGGAGCUGGAUCAUUUAAAUCCUGGGUCAGAGUCAACUAGUCCUACUUCACAAAGCAAUGCCAAAACUUCAGUUAAAGCUGGGGCUUCAAACAUUCAGCGAAAUACUUUCAGGCGCAAGAAAGGGGGCAAGAGAAGGAGGAGAAAAAGUAAUGUUUUGUUACAGAGAGAGCAACUUGAAGGCAGCAAUGACAUUGAACAAAAUACAGACUGCGGUGACGGGGAUAAAGAGGCCAGCUCAAAUUUCAGAUACACUAAAAAAGGGGGGAAAACUCUGUUGCAGUGUGGUUAUUGUAGUCAAACCUUUAAAUUUCUCUCUCAGUUCAUCAUCCAUCAACGCGUUCAUACAGGAGAACGACCUUUCAAAUGCCCUGAAUGUGGCAGAGGUUUUAGCAAAAAUUCCAACUUAAAUCUUCAUCUCAAGACGCACAAAAAGGGCAACAUGUAUAAAAAAUGUCCAUUUUGCAAGAUCAAGUUCUCUUGCUCGGAAUAUGCCUCUCAUAUGAAGAUGCACGCACGCGCGCUGGACCAGGACUCUGAGAACAGCAAAUCGGAAAAACGCAGUAGAGGGAGUGACCAUGAAAACAGUCAGGACCUUCGUAGACCAGUUUCCCCAGUAAAGCGAGAAAGAAAAGUGUGCCAGUACUGUGGUAAAACAUUCCCGUUUCAGUCUGCCCUCAUAAGACACGUGCGUGUCCACACUGGAGAGAAGCCCUAUAAGUGUGAUAUAUGUGGCAAAGCUUUCGGUCAGGCCUAUUUCCUCCGUGUUCACGAGCUAACCCACUGGUCGGUAAAGCGCUACAACUGCACACGCUGUGACAAAUCAUUCACUCAUUAUAGCAAUGCAAAAAAUCACAGUUGUAGACCUUCGGGAACCGGUGACGAUUUACAACCCAACCGACGUGUAAAGCCUUCACUAACGUACACGUGCCACAUCUGCAAGAAUGUUUUUGACCAUCUGCAGGAGUUCAACAGCCACAUGAGAGCCCACACCGGCGCAAAGCUGUAUCGCUGCUUGUAUUGUGACAAGCUGUUUGGUGUGCUGUCUGAGUUUAGCACCCAUCGCAGUCAGUGCAGCGGAGAGGAUAAGGCCUCCGGCUCUGCAAUAAAAGAGGAACAGACCAUGUCAUUAAUACAGUACACAGUGCCUGCACUUAGGUGUUCAUCUGGACACAAUCCAGCUUCUCCCUUCACAGGAGCAAAUUGCGAAACGCAGAAAAAAACAUCACAGACCAGCCACAAGAAACGCUUCGCUAACUUAAAGAAACCGUUCCAGUCAACAGUCAUACCGGCUCACCAUCUCUCACACAUUGUGUCAAAGUUAAACAAACUAGAUAACCGCUCAGACCCCAGGAAAUAUUUAUGUCCAAGCUGUGGCCGACUGUUCAGACACAUGGGCAGACUCCGAGCCCACAUGCUCACCCAUGCCCCGGGUCAAAGUUACACCUGUGGCUGUUGCGGCAAGACUCUAGAAAACUGGAAAAAACUGUGGCACCAUCAGAGAACCCACCGACAGAGACGCGGCCGCUUCACUUGUCCUCAGUGCGGGCAAGGUUUUCGGUUCGUGGAGCCGUAUAAAAAACACGUGAGCGAGCACCCAGAGUUCCAGUGGAUUCAGGUCAGGCCCAAGAAAGUGUUUCUGCCUUAUAAAUGUGAGCAGUGCAGGUGCAGCUUUCAGACUCUAGAUUUGCUGUUUAGUCACCAGCUUUGCCAUUCCUCAAUGCACAAGGACUCUGAUUUCGAUAUAUCUACGGAUGAUCAUGCUACACAGUCGAACAAGAAAAUGUUUAGCCCUCCCAUGAACAACCACGUAGCGGAAUUAUGUCCAGAUCCAGAGGAAGACCUCUCUCCUCUGGGCCCCUUAUCCACAUGUCCAGACCCAGUAACUCCAGAGUCUCCUCAAACACCCAUGUUUUCCUUUGUCCAGAGUAAGGGGCUUGAUUUGGGUAAAACUUCCCAGCAUCCCAGCAGCACACAUUCGAUCCAAGAUAGAGAAACCAGUCAAGACAGAAUAGAUGAAAAUGCACCUGGAAAACCUUUUACUCCUUUGAGAACUGUGAAAAGACAAUGCAUCAGGAAUCUUCAGGUAGAAGUCACUAGGCUAGUGACCAGCCUUUCUUUUCUCCCAUCAAAAAGAACCGAAGAGAUGCCGACAAAUGAGAACAUGUCAGAAAGACGCCAGAAGCAGCCCUGGGAUUUCAACAAAAUAAGCAUUUGAAAACAGAACUCGUACUCUAUGUAAAUGGACUAUUAUGGAAAAUAUUCAUUUCCAUUCAUAACCAGUGAAACAUUUUAACUCCUUCCUUAUUGCUGUUGCCCUGCAACCUCCUGGUAUCUUUAAUUCAUAACUUGGAAAAGUUCCCUGCACUGAUCAGAGGGGUAAACGUCACACUGAAGUCAUUUCUGAACUCCUUAUUGCUAUGGAAAUUUUGUUUGGCAGACCUGACUAAGAACUUCUUUCAUAUUUUAUUUUCUGAGACAUCGUCAAUUAAUAGAACCACCAAUUAUUGAAUAGAAGCUGUAUAGUUUUACAAAUUUCAAACCGCUCAUCACAUGCAUUCACUUUGUGACCACUGUGAAUUUAAUAUCAAAUGUGCACAUUUUAAAUCACGCAGCUCGCUUUUGACUUCUACAAGUGAAAGUGUUACUCAAAUUGUUUAAGUGAUGUUUAUGGAUUUAAAAAAAAAAGUUAUGUUCUGGUCUCCAACAAGGACAUGUAUCAGCAUUUUGUAUUUACAUUGAAAGUGAAUAUCCGCUUUACUCAUGCACGUUUGCUAAAUAAUUUGUUCUAUUGUGGACUUGUAACAUGAUGGCUGAAAUCAAGAGAUGCUACAUUUUCUAGAAAAUACACUAACAAACGCACAUUCCACACCUGAAACCAUGUGCAACGGGAGUGCUGUGGAUCAUUCAUUAUUUUUUACUGCCUUUGAAAAACUACAUUACGUGCUUCAGUGUCAGGCUUGAGUUUUGUUUGAAUCAUGAAAAGCACAUUACAAAAGAUUUUUCCCGGAUGGACACCCUGCUUUGUUGAAUAUUAUUUAAUGCCAUAGUUGGUCCUAAAACCAAUAAAGGUAAUUUUUGUAUUGA